AUGGACGCAGAGAGAGAAGCCCUGCAGAGUGCUGCCUACCCUGAAGUGCAAAGCUUCUGUCAGAAGCACGGCCUGAUGUUUGAGGUUGUGGAUCUGAGGUGGGGUAUUCGAAACACUGAAGCCACUAAUCACAUGACCCCAGAACUCUGCUUGGAAGAGCUGGAUCGGUGUCAGAAAACAUCACUAGGGCCAACUUUUGUUGCACUUCUAGGUGACCAGUAUGGUCCCUGUCCAGUCCCCACACUGAUCGAGGAGAAGGAGUGGGAGGCACUGAGAGCCCAGUUGACCACCAGGCCAGGAGACCUGGAGCUAGUGGCUCGACGCUUCCGCAGGGACGAGAAUUCUGUGCCCCCCACCUACCUGCUGCAGGCAUCAGGCUCAGGGGAGGCUCGAGGACCUGAGGAGGCCACCCUGACGUCCGUGCUGCGCUCGGGAGCCCAGGAGGCCCGGAGGCUGGGCCUCAUCACUCAGGAGCAGUGGUAUCGCUACCACCGGUCAGUCAUAGAGUGGGAAAUAGAGCAGGGCCUGCUGAGCCCUGUGGACGGGGACCAGGGAGCCACUGUCUUCCUGAGAGAGAUUCAGGACCUCAACAAACACAUUCUGGAUGACUGUGCCCUCAAGAUGGUGGACCGGCUGGCAGAUGGUUGCCUGGACACAGAUGCCCAGAACCUUCUCAGCGGCCUCAAGGGGCGCAUUGCUGAUACACAGCCUGGAGUCCUUAAGGCCCACCACCUGCAUUGGAGCCGAGACCUGGUGAACCCCAAAAACAAGGCUCAUGCCCGCUACUUAAAAGAACUGGGUGAGCAGUUUGUGGCCAGGGCCAACCACCAGAUCCUGGAGCGUCUGCGGGAGCAGGAAGGGAACAGGCAAGAGCUGGUCUGGCUGUACCAAGAGAUCCACCACCAUCUAGCGCUGAGCACCGAAGCCACUCGGACCUUCUGCGGUCGCCAGGACCUCUUGGCUCAGCUUGGGCAGUGGCUGCGGCAGAACAACAGUGACCACCACACACCCUUGGUGCUCUGGGGGCCCCCUGGCAUUGGAAAAACUGCUCUGAUGUGCAAACUGGCCGAGCAAAUGCCAGGGCUGCUCGGCCGCAAGACGGUGACUGUCCUCCGACUUCUGGGGACAUCACAGAUGAGCUCAGACGCCCGCGGCCUGCUGCAGAGCAUCUGCUUCCAGGUGUGCCUGGCCUAUGGGCUGCCCCUGCCCCCUGCCCAGGUCCUGGAGGCCCACGCCAGGGUGGUCCAGUUUUUUCAUACCCUUCUCUACACAGUCUCCUGCCGAAACUUCGAGUCCCUGGUGAUCCUGCUGGAUUCUGUGGAUGCUGUAGACUCCAUGCACCAGGCACGGAGGAUCCCCUGGCUGCCUCCCAGGUGCCCCCCUCGGGUCCACCUCAUCCUCUCGGCCUGCUCUGGACAGCAGCGGAGCGUCCUAGACAUCAUGCGGCACACACUCACUGACCCAGGGGCCUACUGGGAGGUGAAACCCCUCUCUGGGAACCAAGGACAACAGAUGAUCCAGCUGCUGCUCUCAGCCUCAAGGCGGACCUUGAGCCAGGUGCAGAGGGACCUGCUGUGGGCCAGCCUCCCAGAGUGUGGGCACCCAGGGCGGCUGAGGCUGGCAUUUGAGGAGGCUCGGAAAUGGGCUUCCUUCACUGUGCCUGCCCCCCUGGCCUCUACUGCGCAGGAGGCCAUACACCAGCUGUGCACCCGCCUGGAGCAGACGCAUGGGCAGCUCCUGGUGGCUGGAGUGCUGGGCUAUAUCGUGUCUUCCCGGCACGGGCUCUCCGAGGCAGAGCUGAAGGAUGUCCUGUCUCUGGACGAUGAGAUCCUGCAGGCUGUGUACCAGGACUGGACCCCGCCCAGCAAGGAGCUACUGCGCUUCCCACCCCUGCUGUGGGUGCGGCUUCGUCGAGACCUGGGAAACUGCUUAGCCCGGCGUCCUGUGGACGGCUUCACACUCCUGGCUGUCGCCCAAAGACAGUUGGCCGAGGUGGUCGAAGAACGCUACCUGUCAGGUCCUGCAAAAGCCAAAAGACACGGAAUCUUGGCUGACUUCUUCUCUGGAGCCUGGAGCCAGGGCACCAAGAAACUCAUCACCCUGCCACUCGUGGGGAAACCCCUGAACCUGGACCGGAAGGUGGCGCCCCAGCCUCUGUGGUUCUCAGACACCGUGGCAAACCUACGGAAGCUGAAGGAACUGCCCCACCACCUGCUCCACUCCGGCCGCAUCGCAGAGUUGAAGCAGGAGGUUCUGGGGAGUAUGAACUGGAUCUCCUGCCGUGGUGUCUCUGGGGGUAUCGAGAGUCUGUUGGAUGACUUUGACCUCUGUACCCCUUAUGUGGACUGUCCGGAGGUCGGCCUGGUACGAGAGGCCCUCCAGCUGUGCCGCCCUGCUGUGGAACUCCGAGGCAUGGAGAGAAGCAUCUUGUACACAGAACUCCUGGCCAGGCUCCACUUCUUCACCUCCUCACACCCGGCCCUGGUGGGACAGCUGUGUCAGCAGGCCCAGAGCUGGUUCCGACUGUGCCCACACCCUGUGCUGGUGCCUCUUGCAGGAUUCCUGCAACCCCCAGGGGGCCCCCUCUGGGCGACCCUCACCGGCUGUCACAAAGGCAUCACCUCCAUGGCAUGGAGCCUGGAGGAGAGGCUGCUGGUGGUUGGUACUCAGGAUGGCAUGGUGGUCGUAUGGGACAUGGAAGAACAGCAGGCGAGCCACAUCCUAACUGGACACACAGGAGAGGUGAGGUGUGUUAAAGUGUUUACCAAAGGGACUCAGGCCAUCUCUGCCUCAAGGGACCACACUUUGCGCUCAUGGGACUUGCUGUCUGGGAAGGAGAAAUUCAUAAUUUGGGAUGGAGGCUCAAAAGAUCCUACUGACCCUCAGCUCUGGAGUCUUCAUGUGGAUGAAGAAAAGAAGGUUGUGUUUUCAGCUUCUGGCUCAAAGAUCAAUGCAUGGAAUCUGGAAACCGCAGAGCUGGUUUUCCGUAUCCUGGGAGACGUUGCUGAUCCCUGGAUGUGCAUGGCAGCCUUGGCUUCCAGGACCAUACUCCUGACAGUGUCUGAGGCUGGUGUGGUCAGUACGUGGAGCGCCACCACAGGAAAGCUGCACGGCAAGCAACAUUUGUCCAGCGUCAAAGAAGAAGCACCUACUUGUGGGGUCUCAAUCCAGAAACAGGGAAAGAUGGUUACUGGAUUCAGCCAGGGCUCCGUAUCUUUGGUUUCCUCUGAAGGAGACAGACUGCUGGAGAAGCUUCCAGAAGCUGUGGGGUUCCUGGUGGUCUCUGAAGAUGACUCCCUUCUUGCUGCAGGCUUUGGAAGAUCUGUGCGGAUAUUCUUGGCAGACUCACAAGGAUUUCAUCGAUUCAUGGCCACUGACCUAGAACAUGAGGACACGGUAGAGACGGCUGUCUUCGGUCCUGACAACAAUCUGAUUGUCACUGGUUCCCGAGAUGCACUCAUUCAGGUGUGGAGUUUGUCGGAGCAGGGGACCCUGCUGGCCAUCCUCGAAGGUGUAGGGGCCCCUGUGAACUUGCUGGUGCAGGGUGGGCCCCUGGUGGCCUCUGCUUCCCAGCAGUCCUCGUCUUUAAAGGUCUGGAAUCUCACCCAUGUGCAACAGUCUGGACCCUCGACCCCGUUUCUAGAUCGCACAGGCCUCACUGCUGUGUCUCACAACGGAAACUAUGUGUACUUCCCCAAAAUUGGAGACAAAAACAAAGUUACCAUUUGGGACUUGGUGGAAGGUGAGGAACAAGAUUCCCUGGACACCUCCAAUGAGGUCAGGUGUUUGGAGGUGGCCGAACAGGCCAAGCUCCUCUUCACUGGCCUUGUUUCAGGGAUCGUCCUGGUGUUUCCACUGAAUUCCAGGCAGGAUGUGAUGUGCAUCCCCCCUCCAGAAGCCCGGAAGGCCGUCAACUGCAUGGCGCUGAGCAAGGGUGAAGAGCGCCUGGUUAUCGCCUAUGACAACAUCGUUCUGGUGCUGGACAUCAGUCCUGGGGACCCCUGUCCAGUCAUUGAUGGGCCAACUUACACCUUCUAUACCCAGCUGCCAGAGACCAUAUCGAGCGUGGCCGUCCUGGCCGACUACCGCGUGGUAUAUGGCAUGACCAAUGGUGAUCUCUUUCUCUAUGAGUGCGUAAAUUCCAAAGUGUUCCCUCUGGAGGCCCACAGGAGCCGAGUCACCUGUGUGGAGGUCAGCCACAAGGAGCAGCUGGCAGUCAGCGGGUCCGAGGAAGCACUGCUUUGCCUCUGGGACCUGCGGGAAUGCAAGUGGCUGUUUGAGAUGAGCUACACGAAUUCCUACUGUAGAGGAGUCCAGUGUGCUUGCUUCUCCAAGGAUGAUAAGUAUGUGUUUGCUGGCUUGAAGGAUCGUUCCAUAAUCGUCUGGAGUGUAUUGGAUGGCACCCUGCUGGCGGUCCAGUUUGUCCAUGCUGUGGUGAAUAGAAUCAUCCCAACUUCCAAUGGCUUCAUUGCCCCCACCCGACAUGGCUAUCUUAUCCGCGAGCGUUUCCAAUGCCCUUCCGCAAGGGUCUCACAGCAGGACCCUCUCAAAAACUUCAAGAAGGCAGUAUGGAUGGUCAAAUCCAGGCAGAAGGAAGAGCUUGCUGCUGGUACAGAAGCUCGCCAGGACUCAGAAUCAGGGAGCAUGCCAGAAAAUGAAUCCAAAUCUAACAAACGCUCUCAAGUCUGCCUGCUGGUGUAG
This is a messenger RNA of Condylura cristata (star-nosed mole), 4701 nucleotides long. RefSeq names its product NACHT and WD repeat domain containing 1 (gene NWD1). The record is from RefSeq and is a predicted model, not a curated record. The coding region runs from base 1 to 4701 and encodes 1566 amino acids. Lineage: Eukaryota; Metazoa; Chordata; Mammalia; Eulipotyphla; Talpidae. Gene Ontology annotation, molecular function: protein binding. The transcript is spliced from 18 exons.